UAGCUUUCAGCAGAGUAGCUGCCAGGCAAUAACAGCAGGGACGUGUCGAGAGAGAGGGUGGCAACCGAAACUAAUCAGCAGGGCCGGCCAGCACCUGAACCAUCAAUCGGGUUUAUGAGUAAAGGCGAUCAAUCAGCCUGCCGUUAACCUUCGGAAGAAGCGCGGAAGUGUAAUUCAACGUCAACGUUUUUUUUUUUUGACUUAUUAUCGGUGGCAACAUGGCUGAAUGUAACAUUAGCAUCGACCAGAAAAAACUACCUGGAGUGAAAGAGGUGUGCCGAGACUUUGCUGUGCGGGAGGACCAUUGCCUGGCCUAUAACCUCCAGGAACAAGAAAUUGAGAGCCACUUGGCGUCCAAUGUCCAUAAGAGCCGUCUGGUGCAGAAGGACCUGCAGGUGGCCAAGAAGCUGCAGGAGGAGGAGGAUAAGAGGGCCAAGAUCCAGAGCCAGAAACAAUAUUGUGAAAUUGAGCGCCAAGAUAAUGAGAUCGCCCAGGAGAUUCAGGAACAACUGGUCCGACAGGCAGAACAGCAGCGACAGCAGGAAGAAAAGGAUGCGGCCAUAGCUCGUAAGCUGCAGGAGAAGGAGAUGAAAGAGGAGAGGAGGAGACAGAAGCAGCUGGAAGCAAACUUUGAGGAGGAGUACUUUGAGGAUCACGGAGCUGCAAGAAGACCUCUUGAUUUGGACAAACACGCCCGUCACAAAUCAGCUUCCCCAAGCCCAUAUGAUGCAUGUGCUCCAGUGAGCUCACAUCGUGAUUACUCCCCAGAUUAUAGCUCAACAGAGCCUAAAAGGAGCAGGUACCCACGACAGGAUCCAGCAGCGCCCCACAGCCGCUCCAGAUACCCUGAGCACUACCAGUUGGCAGAGGGAGGGCGAAGCAGGCAUGCAGAUCCUUACCCAGAGCACCUGCUGCCCUCCAGAGGCAAGCAUGGGGACAGGUACCCAGAGUAUGAACCCACAGAGACUGGCAGAGCCAGGGGCUCAGAGGGGGAGGACACACAGAGAGUGGUGAGGAGGAAGGAGAGACCUGCCAGACCACCUCCACCACAGAAUCCUGUAGAGAGAGACAAGGCCUGGGACAGAGAAAGGGACAGGCAACGUGACCGAGACAGGGCCAGAGACCUGGAAUGGGAGAAGCAUAUGAGAAAAGACCAGAGGAGAGGCAGAGAUCAGGACCUCAGGGGGGCAAGAGCAGCAGGAAGAGACAGGGAAGGAUCCAGAGACAGAGUACAGAGUGCGGACAGACAGAGAGAGAGAGACAGACAAAGACAGAAAGACAAAGACAGACCACGAAUGAGAACCAGAAGCAGGGAGAGAGAGCUUGAUGAUGACUAUUUGGAGCAGGGUCAUAGCAGGCUGAGGGACGGCAUUGCUUCCUGGGUGGAGGAAGAGGAUGUUGAUGAGAGGGAGAGAAGUGCCAAGGGCCGGCAGCGUGUCCACUCUGGCCCUGACGAGGUGUUUGACGAGCCCAGGAGCAACGAAGGGAGAGGGGGCACCAGGGAAUUCCGGGACCCUCGGCAGGGGGAGGGUCCUGGCAGGGAACACAUUCAUUCAUUCCCCAACGGAGAGACAGGUCGCAUUGUUCACAGAGGGAGUGGAGCAGUAGUGGCAGAAACUGAGUAUGCAGUGAGCGAGGCCACAAAGGGGCUGACGAAGCUGGAUCUCCGUGAGCAGGAGCUGAAGGACAUGGAGGUGGCCAGGAAACUGCAGGAGGAGGAAAUCAAGGUGGGGAGUGAAACCAGAAAGGCAAGCAAGAUGCAUAUGCGCGCAGCCCAAGUGGCGCAGGAUGAGGAAAUGGCCCGACUGCUGAUGGAACAAGAGAAAAAGGAAUACAGGAGGAAUCGAGAACGGGAGAAAGAGAAGGAAAGAGAGAGAGAGAGGCUGGCCAUGGAGAAGAUGGCAAUGGAAAGACGGCGACAAGAGGGCGAAUACAGGCCAAGUUCUGAGGAAGUCGUUCGGCCCAGAACACGAGAUGAGUAUGAAUACCAGAGGCAGAGGAACCACAACAAGCCUGCCAGGCCUCCUCAGCCUCGUACACACGACUAUGAGAAUGUGAACCCUGGCUACGGCUACUCGGACCACCCUGUCCCCCCUCGUGCUCCCACCAGACCUGAGGCUGCUUACAAAGGUGCCUAUUACAAGCGGUGACUCAGGCUCUCUGCUGUGUCCAGACAGUUGGUCCUCCUUUGUCCUUCUCUGGGUUUUUUUUUUUUCUUUUUUUAAUUUAUCUUUUUGUUAUCACCAUUUAAACUCUGUGGACCAAAAGCCUUGGGACAAUCUAAUGAGUUGGCAAUGGUAUUUUAAUUUAAAUUUUUUUUAUAGUACCUUCCAAAGUUGGCCCUGAGUUAAGGAAGUGGGUCAGCGAGUGCUGGAACCACACUCAUCUUCUCCUUUUUUUGUUUGUUAAUUGUGAUUAUUAUUUCUUUUAACUGACUCGACAUCAAGACAAGCCAAAAGAGCAGCCUUGUGACAUAAACUCCCAUGAUUCUUAGCUGUUGAAUCAGAGGACCUGGCUCCUCAUUUGCUGUGCUCAUCGUGUGCCGACGUUUGUCCCAUCUGUGGACCAUGCCAUCACAAGGGCUCAAGGCCUCUGCUGGAUAUAACCAUGCAAUUCUCAGAUUUCCUCAUGACCCAUCAUGGGACGUGCCUGUCUGGUCCAACAUGGCUGCUACAGUGUCUUAGAUACCAACACGGCAGCUGCUGUUUAUCACCCCUGCUGCAGUUCUGUUCUCUUGUCAUGCUGUGCAACGAGGCUACGCAGGCCCUAACCCAUGUGCCACACAGUGUAUGACUCUGGAGGGAUACGUUUCUGUUGGUGUAUUCAAACGAAACAAAAAAAAUAAGCCUUUUAUCAAGAUGCUGGUUUUGGUUGUGACAUGUUUACCACCCUUGUUCCAAUGCAGAGGAGGUGGAGCUUUGUGAUGAUCCAUGGACGUUAAAUUGGCUGUAGGCUGUGUCUUUUUCUUCUCGUGAGGGGCACUUUCUAACCCCGUCACCCUUGAAAGUGAACUGAAAGUGGAUGGAUGAUAUUCUACGUAUGAUUCACUGUUUCUAUGUGCAUGCUUACUGAAAGUGUACAACUGUGUACAUGCAUUUCAGCUCUUUAUCAAAUUAUCUGGCUUCUUCCUUUUGUCGUCAGAAAGGGCUAAAGCCACAAAAAGCCAAUUAUCUUGUCUUUGUGAAUGAACAAAAUAUGUGCUAGCUCAUAUACUGCUGUACAAUAUAUCACAGUGCUGCCCCUGUUUCAUAUCAGCUUGUCAUUUACAAACCAAAACUGGCUCUUAAGAGAACCAGAAAGGAAAUGCAUGUACAUUGCCUGUCUGUGUCAAACCUGAAAUCCUGCUUGUGCUUAUGGCACAGACAUUGUGCGAUUUAAUAUCUGCUCUUGUUUUAUUUAAAUGUAAAUAUAUCAUUUUUGCUUUUUUUUAAGUUGUGCUACCAAAUCAUGUCCUCCAUUGUGGAAAAUGCAAGAUUCCUUCAUCAGUUCAGAUAUCUUGUGCACCACUAGUUCUUUUUGUUCAGAAAGGGAGACUUAUAUUUUAUUUUUAUACAGUACUUUGUUGGUCUUUCCUCAGAUUGUUCCCUUACUUUCCAUUCCCCCUAAAUGUUCUCAGUGUCACUUCCAGCCCUCUUCUUUUUGUCUCAGACUGAAAGGCAUGCGUCACUUCCUGCCUGCACAAAAAGGCAAACAUUCCCACAAUAGAAGUUCAUCUGGAUAGACGGAAAUUCAAUCACGGGAUUAGCUGGAAAAAUUGUCAUAAAAGAAAUCUUACUGCUCAAAGGGACCUAUUUUAGUGUUUUACUGCUCCACAAUCCAUUAUUUUCUGUUCAUAUUGAAUAAGGAUGAAAAUGAAGAGCACAUUUAAGCUUUUGAGUUGACUGAAAUGUUUGUAUAACAGCACCAAACUGAUUCAGACUUCGAACAUUUAAGGUGGACUGAGUUGGCCCCUCAGUUGUGCUCGUUCCAUGUUCUCACGCUGUAAUAAAUGUUGCUGAAAUUCUAAAUCAGCUUCUGAUAUGAUUCCCUCCUUGUUCAGAGAAAAUGUGUGGUUUUCUUUGCCUAAGAGUGAGAUGUUUGUAUUGCUGAGGACAUGCAGCAAUACGUCCAGGUGUUAUUGAAUUGAUAUUGUGCUCAUUGCUGUUGACAGAAUGGGAUUUGUGCCAUAGGUUUGUAAGUUGUUUUUUUUUCCAGGGACUUGAAAAUGGGUAAAGCUUAAAGUUGUUGUGGUUGUAGCAGAGCUACCACGCCUACGAAGGUGGGUCUCCUAACUUAUUUUUUGAUGAGAGCACCACCUUGUGGACAUGUUGAGACUUAAAAAAAAAAAGAAGUAUAAAAUGGAUCUGAUCAGGAUGUGUCUUUGUGUAUUCGUGGAUGCUGUGCGUCAGACUUUGGAUUCGAGUUCUGUCUGCAUCAAACAUUGAGUGUUAAUGUUUUAAAUUUUCUUUAAUCCAGGGCUUGUAUGCAAUCUACCAAUAAUGAAACAACACAUAUGUGUUGGCACUUGCUGUAACAGAACUUUUUUUUUUUUAAUAAAAUGAAUUAACCAGUUGAUUUUACUUCUAGCAUUUCCACUGUUCA
Toxotes jaculatrix (banded archerfish) is the source of this 4581-nucleotide messenger RNA. It is a transcript of the gene ccdc50a, whose product is annotated as coiled-coil domain containing 50a. The transcript has 12 exons. The record is from RefSeq and is a predicted model, not a curated record. Bases 219 to 2150 code for a protein of 643 amino acids. NCBI's taxonomy places the organism in Eukaryota, Metazoa, Chordata, Actinopteri, Toxotidae. Gene Ontology annotation, molecular function: ubiquitin protein ligase binding. Gene Ontology annotation, cellular component: cytoplasm.